CGUCAAUAAUGUUCAUAUGGUUUCGUUUCGCUUUUAUUUUCAUGCACGUCAAAUGUAUAGUUUUUAAAAUUUUGCUUUAUCAGUAAAUUUUACGUGAGACGAAAUUUUCCCUUAUCUCUUUUUAAAUAAAUUUACAAAUUUUAGUCCGUCCAGCCAUUUCCUCAGUUCUUUAAAAAAAAUGUUCAAAACUUUCCUCCCAAGUACAUAUCGUCAGCUUUGUAUGUGUUCCUUGGAAAAGCCAAUGUCAUGUAUUACACGAAAACGUUUGGGCGGAUGUGGGUCAAGUGGUGCCAAAAACGAAUUACCCAAAAAACCUGGACAACUUCUUUGUCUUGCCAUUGGUAGUACAUCUAUGGUUGCAUCAAUAAUUAUGGCAUUUUUAGCAGUUCGGGAACGAAAUUUGACGUAUUUGAAGCAGCAACAAGGACGAAGUGAUGAAUCGGUAUCGGCCACAACUAUAUUGGACUCGAAAAUUUUGGGAGAGAACUUUUUAGGAGGAAACCGAAUGCAUUUUUUGCAUUCAUUUGCUAUCAUUGCUGCACCGUAUGCGAGUGCUAAUGUGUUUUUGACAACAGGACUAUUUUUAUCUGGAAUUGCACUGUAUUCAGGAGCCCAAUAUAAACGCUCUUUUAAUCGUCAACCUGAGUCUCUGAAGCCUAUAUUGUGGGCAGGAGGUGCAUUGCUUCUAGCUGGAUGGUUAUCAUUCCUUCUUUAAAAAGAUAUGAGGAUGAUUUCAAAGGGGAGCGAAAGAGAAAAGAGAAGAAUGGGCAAUAUCCUAAGCGGGGUUAAAAUCUGCAAGGCUUCCAAUUUCCUUUUUAAAGUGGCAUUUUUAAAUUGGAGUUAAUUGUCUUGAUUGUUUUUUCGAAAAGGAAGAAUUUAUAAAAAAAUGAAUAUUUUCCAUGUCUAAAAGGGAGAAAAAUUUAUUGA
Messenger RNA from Hermetia illucens (black soldier fly), 927 nucleotides. RefSeq lists its product as uncharacterized. The coding region runs from base 179 to 715 and encodes 178 amino acids. The record is from RefSeq and is a predicted model, not a curated record. Lineage: Eukaryota; Metazoa; Arthropoda; Insecta; Diptera; Stratiomyidae. The transcript is spliced from 2 exons.